Stegostoma tigrinum is the source of this 1337-nucleotide messenger RNA. Its product is annotated as C-X-C chemokine receptor type 6-like. The record is from RefSeq and is a predicted model, not a curated record. NCBI's taxonomy places the organism in Eukaryota, Metazoa, Chordata, Chondrichthyes, Orectolobiformes, Stegostomatidae. Gene Ontology annotation, biological process: G protein-coupled receptor signaling pathway; immune response; chemotaxis. Gene Ontology annotation, molecular function: chemokine receptor activity. Gene Ontology annotation, cellular component: membrane. Bases 149 to 1216 code for a protein of 355 amino acids. The transcript has 2 exons.
CAGCUCUGGGUUCUGACCCAACUCACCUGUAACAACAGGCGUGAGGUAUUCUGAAAACACAAUGGCUGGCAGGCUUAUUUGUUGAUACAAAAGUUGCAGCAAUUCCCUGAAUUGUGGCGUGCUCUGCAGACCUGACUCCUGGUUUCCAAUGAUGACAGAAUACGAAUAUUAUGAUGAAAAUAUCACAUUCACCAUUCCAUCUUCUGUAUUAUGUGAGAAACAUAAAGUUGCAGAUUUCAGGAAAGUUUUUAUGCCCUGUUUUUAUUCCGUUAUAUUUCUGUCAGGGCUUUUGGGGAAUUCUUUGGUCGUCGUGAUAUACAUUUACUAUGAGAAGCUGAAGACCGUGACAAAUAUCUACAUGAUGAAUCUGGCGAUUGCUGACUUGCUGUUUCUCUGCACCCUGCCAUUCUGGGCAGUUGAUGCACACAGUCAAUGGAUUUUUGGAACUUUUAUGUGCAAACUUGUGAGUGGGGCAUAUACGGUCAACCUUUAUAGCUGUAUGUUAAUACUCACCUGUGUGAGCAUCAACAGGUACAAAGCCAUUGUUCAAGCAACAAAAUCACUGAAUAAUGGAAAGAAAAUAUUUCACAGUAAGUUAAUCUGUGUGGGCAUUUGGGUGUUUGCAAUCAUUUUGGCUCUUCCAGAAUUCAUUUUAUGCAAAGCUAAAACUGAAACUGAUACAUUGAAUAAAUCUGUCUGUAAGAUGGUGUAUCCACUUAAUCAGACCCAAAUGAUCAAAGUGGGAGUGCGUAUAACACAGAUGGCAGUGGGAUUUCUAAUACCCUUUGUGGCCAUGACCAUUUGCUACUCAGUCAUUGCAAAAACCCUGCUCCAAGCUAACAGGUUUCAGAAGCACAAGUCAUUAAAGAUUAUCUUUGCAGUUAUUGCUGCAUUUGUGAUUUGUGAGCUGCCAUUCAACAUCGUCUUGUUGAUGCAAACUCUACAGAUCAUCAGGCAAGAACAAACCAGUUGUGAAUACACUGCAAGCAUAAACUAUGCAAUUAUUGUAACAGAGAGCAUUGCUUAUGUACACUGUUGUCUCAAUCCUAUUCUUUAUGUAUUUCUUGGAGUGAAGUUUAGAAAUAGUUUUCUUAAGAUUUUAAAAGAUGCUGGCUGUAUCAGUCAAAAACAAUUAGCUGGGCUUCUGAAAACGGAGUGUGAGACAUCACAACCUGUUUCAGUUGUAUCCGAAACAACGGCAAUGUAUCCUUUAUAAAAGAUACCACAUUUGGAUCUAUAAUUGUAAAUGAAAGCAGCAGCACAGUUUACUGAUUUAUUCUGAAUUUUUGUGAUUUACAAUUGCUUAUGCUCAUUUCUUACCAUCUGUGGAUAUAAAA